AGAAUGGCAGACGAGAACUCUUCAGUGACAGAGUUCAUACUUGCAGGCUUAACAGACCAGCCAGGGCUCCAGAUACCUCUCUUCUUCCUGUUUCUAGGUUUCUAUCUGGUCACCGUGGUGGGGAACCUGGGCCUGAUAAUACUAAUUGGGUUGAACUCUCACCUGCACACCCCCAUGUACUUUUUCCUCUUCAAUCUCUCCUUAAUAGAUUUCUGUUACUCCACCACCAUCAUCCCCCAAAUGCUGAAGAGUUUUGUUUCAAAUCAGAACGUUAUCUUGCAUGCAGGGUGUAUAACUCAAUUCUUUUUCUUCUGCUUCUUUGUCAUCUCUGAGUCCUUCCUCCUGUCAGCGAUGGCAUAUGACCGCUAUGUUGCCAUCUGUAAACCACUGGUGUACAUGGUCACCAUGUCUCCUGAGGUCUGUUUACUCCUCUUGUUGGGCACAUAUGUGAUGGGGUUUUCAGGGGCCUUGGCCCAUACGGGAAACCUAGCAAGUCUGACCUUCUGUGCUGACAACCUUGUCAAUCAUUUCAUGUGUGACAUUCUUCCUCUCCUUGAACUCUCCUGCAACAGCACUUAUGUCAAUGAGCUGGUGGUCUUCAUAGUUGUUUCCAUUGGCACUGGAAUGCCCAUUGUCACCAUCUUCAUCUCUUAUGCUCUAAUCCUCUCCAGCAUUCUCCACAUUCAUUCCACUGAGGGCAGGUCCAAAGCUUUCAGUACAUGUGGCUCCCACGUAAUUGUGGUCUCUGUUUUCUAUGGUUCUGCAGCUUUCAUGUAUCUCAAACCACCUUCUAUUUUGCCCCUUGACCAAGGGAAAGUGUCCUCCCUGUUCUAUACCAUUGUGGUGCCCAUGUUAAACCCAUUGAUCUAUAGUCUGAGGAACAAGGACGUCAAAGUUGCCCUGAGGAAAACUUUGAGAAGAAAAAUAUUUUCUCGAGAAAGGAGUAGUAUUUGA
Equus quagga is the source of this 954-nucleotide messenger RNA. Its product is annotated as olfactory receptor 8B12-like. Gene Ontology annotation, biological process: G protein-coupled receptor signaling pathway; sensory perception of smell. The coding region runs from base 4 to 954 and encodes 316 amino acids. Lineage: Eukaryota; Metazoa; Chordata; Mammalia; Perissodactyla; Equidae. The transcript has a single exon. The record is from RefSeq and is a predicted model, not a curated record. Gene Ontology annotation, molecular function: odorant binding; G protein-coupled receptor activity; olfactory receptor activity. Gene Ontology annotation, cellular component: membrane.